CGCUUGUCAAAAAAGUUUCUAGAGGUUAUGUUUUUAUUUACCUAUUUUUUAUACCAAAAAGAAUAAUGAUAAGAUUAAAUAGUUGUUACACAAUACAAAAAACGGAUAUCAAUAAAAAGUUCCCGUUAAACACCUAGGAUGGCUUCCAACGAUAUCGUCGUAGUUGGGUCAUGUAUGAUAGAUUUUGUUAGUUAUGCUCCUAGGCUACCCAAACCAGGAGAAACUAUACACGGCAGCGAGUUUGUAACCAAUUUCGGUGGAAAAGGGGCCAAUCAAUGCGUAGCUGCGGCUAAAUUGGGAGGAAAAACAUCACUCGUAACAAGGGUCGGCAACGAUAUUUGGGGGCCGAAGUACAUCGAAAACCUCAAGAAAAAUAACGUCAACACUAAAUUCGUAAACGCCACAGAAAAUUAUUCUACCGGCAUUGCACAAAUCACAGUCGCCGAUACGGGCGAGAAUCAAAUUGUAAUUGUAGCGGGGGCGAACAACCAACUUGGUAUUACAGAUGUAGAUGUGGCUCAAAGUGCGAUAAGUAAAGCUCGUGUGCUAGUUUUACAGCUGGAAACCUCGCAAGACGUAGCUAUUAGAGCCAUACAGCUUUGUAGAGGGAUUUCUAUUUUAAACGGCGCCCCUGCUCUGUCCGAGUACAAUCCUCAGCUGUUAAAGCUGCCUACUAUUUUUUGCGUAAAUGAGUCGGAAGCUUCAAUUUUCACAGGCCUGUCCGUUGAUAGUAUCAGUGAAGCACAAACGGCGGCCGAAGCUUUAAUUUCCAUAGGUUGUAACAGCGUUGUGAUCACUUUAGGAGAAAAAGGGGCAUUGUAUUUAGAUAAAAAUGAAACAUUCCAUGUUAGUUGUCCUCAAGUUAAGUGCAAGGACACUACAGGAGCUGGCGAUGCUUUCAUAGGAGCUCUGGCAUAUCUUUUGGCAAAUGACAAGGAUAUAUCAAUGAGGAAGGCUUUAGAAAAAUCUUGCGUUGCUGCAGCUGAUAGCGUUACAAGAUUAGGUACUCAAAUUAGCUUUCCCGAUGAAAAGAUACUCAAAGAUAACUAAGUACUUAAAUUUUUACUGAUUAUAUAAUAUAUGAGAGUACUUAAUUUUUUGUUGGUAUUUAAGAUGUCUUUUUAUUAGUUGCAUUUACUAUAUUGUUAAUUUAAUAUAUUCUUAACACUAAAUUAUGGAUGUUUUAUUAUUAGAAUUUUUUUUUUAUUUAUUUAUCGACGAUUUGUCAUUACAAAACAUAGAUAAUGUAAUGUUUAUUUAUUUAAACAGUUUGUUCUUCAG
This is a messenger RNA of Psylliodes chrysocephalus, 1281 nucleotides long. NCBI's taxonomy places the organism in Eukaryota, Metazoa, Arthropoda, Insecta, Coleoptera, Chrysomelidae. The record is from the annotation of a GenBank genome assembly.